AUGCCUGUUGAUCAUCCUCCAGUCCCUCUUGUUCAAAUUUCAGCAAACUCACUUUCAAUGUCGGCAGGUGAGAAAGUUCGACGACCCGUGUCAGCAUCCCUUCCCAGUGCUCCUAACUCCAAUAAACCCUCCAAACCUCGAAAUUUGGUCAACACUUUAAAACGAUUGGAUCCGGGCCUACUGAGACACAACCAUCACUCGGAAGCGAGGGUAAAUGGCGAUGCCGACAAUGCACGCUACGAUGCUAGGUACAAAAUUGUUCUGCUGGGCGAAUCUGGUGUGGGCAAAACAUCAUUGAUUCGAGCAGCGGUCGGUGAACCCUUCAAUCCCACAAUGAUUUCUACAAUCGGUACAUAG
Hydatigera taeniaeformis is the source of this 357-nucleotide messenger RNA. The record is from the annotation of a GenBank genome assembly. Lineage: Eukaryota; Metazoa; Platyhelminthes; Cestoda; Cyclophyllidea; Taeniidae.